ACCUGUUCCAGCCGGGGGCGGAGGCCAUCCGUUUCGUCUUCCACGCGGGCGAGGCGCACGAGGGGCGGCGGGGCUUCAGGAUAAGGUACGAGGUGAUGACCACGUGCCCGGGCCCCUACCAGACGCAGAACCCGCCCAUCUCUACCAUACCGGGCACUUCCGGGGCACCCUGCUAUACCCGCAUCACAGAUUCGCGAGGGACCAUCAACACCCCCUAUUACCCAAAGAAAUACCCCGAGAGCUUGGACUGCGUGUACGAGUUCAUCAGGUCGGGCGAGGAGGUCUGCGGGAUCAAGAUGCAGACGGUGAACUUCGAGAUGGAGAACCCCGUGAUGACCUUCUUCGGGGCGCCUGCACGGACUUCCUGCACCUGCCCUCCUGCGGGUUCCUCUGCGGCAAGAUCAACUUCUCCUGAACUCUCCAGCAGGACUGGCCUCCCUCGAACCAAGAUGGCGCGGCACCACCCAGCUGUCAACGUCGCCACGAUCACUGAAGAGGAUGUGGUCGAAGAGGAGAUAGGGGAGGAUGGCAUGGUGGAAGUGGUCGCAGUCCGAGGAAAUCCCACGACCUUCCCGACGGCGGCGCAGCAGGAGGCGCAGACGAAGGGAACGAGAGGCGGUCCAGCGUGGUGA
This is a messenger RNA of Penaeus vannamei (Pacific white shrimp), 632 nucleotides long. NCBI's taxonomy places the organism in Eukaryota, Metazoa, Arthropoda, Malacostraca, Decapoda, Penaeidae. The record is from RefSeq and is a predicted model, not a curated record.